Anneissia japonica is the source of this 1849-nucleotide messenger RNA. Its product is annotated as HMG box-containing protein 1-like. Bases 245 to 1738 code for a protein of 497 amino acids. Gene Ontology annotation, cellular component: nucleus. Gene Ontology annotation, molecular function: RNA polymerase II cis-regulatory region sequence-specific DNA binding; DNA-binding transcription factor activity, RNA polymerase II-specific; RNA binding. The transcript is spliced from 10 exons. NCBI's taxonomy places the organism in Eukaryota, Metazoa, Echinodermata, Crinoidea, Comatulida, Comatulidae. Gene Ontology annotation, biological process: regulation of transcription by RNA polymerase II. The record is from RefSeq and is a predicted model, not a curated record.
ACUGAAAAUGAUGGCGUCCCCAGUGAAGUUACCGUAAACAUGACAGAAAAUCCUCUCAUUUUAGACUUUGCUCUCCUAUAAAUUAGAAAAUUAAAAGCUGCAAAUGCAGAUGCUGUUUAUGAAUUGAAUCUGAUAGUUUACUUGGAGUAGGUCUUCAUACCGUACAUUUCUACAGAGUGCAGACAUACCAUGACCUCUGACCUCUGAUUCAUUUGCCAUCCCUGUCCCCCAUCCAGUGUAAACAAUGGAAAGUUAUACAGAUGAUAGUAAUGUCGCCCUAGAUCAGUCAUCAGGGACCAACAAUAAUAACUCUAAAUCACAGUUAAACCAAUUUUAUGUGUGUGCCAACUGCUGUCAAGCAUUUGCAAGUACUAAUGAUUUACGCAACCAUGUUGCUGCAAACUGCAAUACAACCUAUGAGAGCUCAAAACUAGAGGUCAAAGAAUCGCAAAAUCAAGUACUAAUGCUGACCAUAGAUCCUCAGAAUAACGAGAAACCAAGUGGUGAUGCACCAUCCAACCCCUCACAGACAAUGGUACACUCCUCCAUACCAAGCAAUCAAGUCCCCACUGAUUGGCUUACACAGCUAGCAAAUAUAGCGACUGGACCCCAGAGUCCACUACUGCAAAAGAGUGAUAUUCGGAGUCCUGCAAUGAAUUUUAAUCAGUUGAUGCAUACCUAUGCUAAGCCACCGAGGUCCCAUGACGCCACAUCCUCUUCACUUGAGAAUGAAGAAUUCCAAUCAAGGGUGUUAACGCCUUUAAAUACAAUCGAGCCAGAAAGCGAUGACAGGGUGUCUUCUUCUUCACCUUUUCCUACUUGUCCAGAGGAUUUUGAGUCAGGCCAUGGGACCUGGUCCCACACAUGGCCCUCAGCUGUAUGGCAGUGCUUCAUGAAAGGUUCCCUCAUACGGUUCACAACAGGCCAUAAAACUGAAUGGCAGUUAGCUGAAGAGAUUGGUAGAAAAGAGCUGUUAGCAAAGCAAGCUUAUCAAAGUAGUGAUCUCGAUUCAGACAACCAAUCAGCAACCAGAAUAUAUGCACCUAACGGUCUUACGCUGGAACGUAUAGAGGAGAUAGAACCAGCUGCUUUGUCAGUGGACGAUUCAAUACCGGAAGAGAUGAUUCUAACAUUCAACACCAAUGGCACAGAACCAGAAACAUUGCAGGCACAUUGUCCUAUUGAUCAUCCAUUCUUUGUUAAAAUGAAGGGGUGGUCUUCCUACAACCCGCUGCUAACAGUUGAAAAAUAUGGGAUUCCCUGUAGCGAACUGGAAAGUGGAGACAUCUGUAUACCGCCCUCACAUCCCGAUGCUAUCAGUUUCAAAGAAUCAAAUGUCUUUGAAAGUUUUAAAAGCUUUGAUCUGACACCAUUGGACACUUCAACCGUCCUGGCCCUCAGUAGUUUAGCCCGUCAACGCCGUGAUAUAGAAAGUAACCAACCAAAAAGUGCACCACCCUCGCCAGUUAAGAAGUCGCGUAAGGUAGAUCCUAACCGUGGGAAGAGGCCUAUGAAUGCUUUCAUGUUGUUUGCCAAAAAGUUCAGACUGGAGUAUACACAGAUGUAUCCAGGGAGAGAUAACAGGGCCAUCAGUGUGGUAUUAGGAGAUGAGUGGAAGAAAUUAGGCAGUGAAGAGCGGAAAUUAUAUGCAGAGGAAGCAAAAUCAUUGGCUGAGGAGCACAAAAAGAACCACCCAGAUUGCUGGAAGAGAAAACGCCAUGCCUCAAGUAGUGUGUAAAGUAAUGGUAGUGAUGCAUUUAUUGCAACCCUUAAUUUGAUCAGCUUCAACACUGACUCAUGGAAAAUUCCCAGUGGUAGAAUUUGGUUAUGAAUCAAGGGAACAUAAAGA